Pelodiscus sinensis (Chinese soft-shelled turtle) is the source of this 756-nucleotide messenger RNA. NCBI's taxonomy places the organism in Eukaryota, Metazoa, Chordata, Testudines, Trionychidae. The record is from RefSeq and is a predicted model, not a curated record.
GAAUAAUGUCUUUGCUUUUUUCUCUCCCUUUAGGAAAAAUUUUGCAUCCCACAUGAAUUACGAAAAUCCUCCACCAUAUCCAGGCCCAGGUCCAACUGCCCCAUACCCACCAUAUACCCAACAACCAGGUGGUCCUCCAGGCCCCACCCCGUACCCUGGCUACCCGCCAGGGCCUGCUGGGCCGUAUCAACCAGGCCAGCCGGGUUAUCAGGGCUAUCCACAGUAUGGAUGGCAGAAUGCACCCCCACCUCCUGGACCAGUGUACGCAGAUGGACCGAAAAACACAGUGUACGUGGUGGAGGAGCGGCGAAGGGACAACACGGGGGAGAGUACCUGCCUGACGGCGUGCUGGACCGCUCUGUGCUGCUGCUGCCUUUGGGACAUGCUGACCUGAGCUCCGGGGAAGGCCCCGCGGCCAGCACCUCCCUCAGGGCGCCCUGCGUUCUCUGUCCUCUCGCGCUGCCGCCCCUCACCAUGUAAUCAAUGAGCCGCUUUGCACAGCCGCCAGCCCCUCGCGGGGGUCGCGCCCCUCGCCGUAGGGGAGGGAGUCCCUUGUCACGUCUCUCCCAUUUGUAUUCUAUUUUAAAGAAUGUGCUGAAUGAUACUUUUGGCCGAAGGCUCCCUUCUUACCCCGGUGUGUGUAUCCUUUUCCGUUUCACCUUUCCUGGUCAUGGAGAAAUAUGCAAUAAUUCAAGCCAAUGACUGAUUUUCCUUUGCUAGCUCCCACUUCUGGUUCAAUAAAUUUGUCAGAUACAG